AUGAGCAACCUUCUUUACAAAUUGUCAUCGGAUUUAAAUCCGCUUAAUCUACGAUAUCUAUUCUACCUGGUAACACCAAAUGAAACAAUUUAUCCAACUGUAGAAGAAAUCCCGAAUUUUCUGGAACCGGCUACGACAUGGAUGCUGCUGUUAGUCGUACUGGAGUAUUUGUUACUGGAUGAGAAGAAAUAUGCAUUCAAUGAUACGGUCACGUCAAUUAAUGCCGGAAUUUUGUCGCUUCUCAUGAAGGUCGGAGGACGUUAUCUGUCAGCAUCAUUCUAUCCUAUGGUAUACGAUCGACUACAUAUCAUAGAUUUGCCAAAGGACUCAGCUGCUACAUGGAUCCUCUGCUUUUUCACUCAGGAUCUUGCCUACUAUCUCGGUCACAGAGCCAUUCAUGAAGCUGGCGUGUUCUGGUCCUUUCAUCAAAUGCAUCAUUCCUCUGAGUACUACAAUCUCAGCACUGCACUACGUCAAGGAGCUAUUCAGGAUGUUGCUAUGCUGUUUUUCGACUUACUGCAAGCUGUAGCCAUUCCAACCAACAUAUUCGUAGUUCAUCGCUAUCUGAAUCUUAUCUAUCAAUUUUGGCUUCACUCAAACGCUGUGCCUUACCUUGGCCCACUUGAGUAUUUCUUCAACACUCCAUCUAGCCAUCGAGUACAUCAUGGCCGAAAUGCGUACUGUAUUGACAGGAACUAUGGCGGAACUUUGAUUAUAUGGGACAGGCUCUUCGGCACCUAUGAACCAGAACGAAAGGAUGAAGAGAUCGCAUACGGUUUAGUCUCGCCGGUGGCGUCAUUCAACCAGCUAUGGUGUCAGUUGAAAAUCGCUAUUUUAAGGCUCUUCGGCACCUAUGAACCAGAACGAAAGGACGAAGAGAUCGCAUACGGUUUAGUCUCGCCGGUGGCGUCAUUCAACCAGCUAUGGUGUCAGUUCUUUGAGUUCAAAGCCAUUGGAUAUGACAAGGGUCAGAUGAGAAACGAAAAGAACGAGGAGAUAUUCCCGGGUUGGUGGAAUAAGGUUAAAGCAGCUCUUUGGCCACCGGGAUAUUUUCCAGGAGUCCGAACGAAACCAUUCUUUUUAUGGUUAUGUAUGGAGGACAACACUGAGGGAAUACCCGAGAUCGAGAAGCCCAUUGUUCCAUACAAUCCUCCACUGACCGCUGCCCUUCGCUGUUAUCUACUGGUACAAUGGAUAUUUCUCAUCUCUUGUGCAAUCCAAUUUGACAAACACCGUUUAUGCCUGAGCUGGUCCGAGUUUCUUUGUCAACUCGGCCUACUAAUAGCCUUUAUACAAAUGUUUGGAUACUAUUUUGAUCACAGUCGUUUCGCACUGGUCUUCGAUUCAACUCGUCUGGUACUUGCAACAUUGGUGGGACUGCUCUUGAAUUACUCGGUACUGACCGUUUAUGGUGUAGCAUCGCUGAUGGCCGUCACAUGGCUCGCAUCAGCCGGUAAAAUAUCCGGAAUUGGAAAGAAAAUUGAUAAGAGUUAA
This is a messenger RNA of Haemonchus placei, 1494 nucleotides long. The record is from the annotation of a GenBank genome assembly. Lineage: Eukaryota; Metazoa; Nematoda; Chromadorea; Rhabditida; Trichostrongylidae.